Messenger RNA from Apus apus (common swift), 1150 nucleotides. It is a transcript of the gene CHMP3, whose product is annotated as charged multivesicular body protein 3. Gene Ontology annotation, biological process: late endosome to vacuole transport; endosome transport via multivesicular body sorting pathway; protein transport. NCBI's taxonomy places the organism in Eukaryota, Metazoa, Chordata, Aves, Apodiformes, Apodidae. The record is from RefSeq and is a predicted model, not a curated record. The transcript has 6 exons. Gene Ontology annotation, cellular component: ESCRT III complex; multivesicular body. Bases 54 to 710 code for a protein of 218 amino acids.
CCCAACCUCCCGGGCGGCGGGAAACGCGGAAGUGCCGGGCGGCGGCGGCCGCCAUGGGGCUGUUCGGGAAGACCCCCGAGAAGCCGCCCAAGGAGCUGGUCAACGAAUGGUCCUUGAAGAUAAGGAAAGAAAUGAGAGUGAUUGAUAGACAGAUCAGAGAUAUCCAGAGGGAAGAGGAGAAGGUGAAGCGCUCCAUAAAGGAUGCUGCCAAGAAGGGUCAGAGGGAUGUGUGUGUCAUCUUGGCCAAGGAGCUGAUCCGCUCGCGAAGGGCCGUAAACAAACUCUAUGCAUCCAAAGCUCACAUGAACUCAGUUCUCAUGGGGAUGAAGAACCAGCUUGCUGUCCUGAGAGUAGCAGGUUCGUUGCAGAAGAGCACAGAAGUCAUGAAAGCUAUGCAAAAUCUAGUGAAAGUCCCUGAAAUCCAAGCAACAAUGAGGGAGUUGUCCAAAGAGAUGAUGAAGGCUGGUAUUAUAGAGGAAAUGCUGGAGGACACCUUUGAAAGCCUGGAGGAUCAGGAGGAAAUGGAAGAGGAAGCCGAGAUGGAAAUUGACAAAAUCCUUUUUGAAAUUACAGCUGGGGCCUUGGGUAAAGCACCUAGUAAAGUCCCAGAUGAUCUCCCAGAACCUGAGCCCAUGGGAGCAGCAGCUGCUGUGGAUGAGGAGGAGGACAUCGAAGCCAUGCAGUCACGCCUGGCCACCCUGCGGAGCUAAGGGUGACACACCUGUACAGUUUGCCUUGCUCUUCUUUUUUUUUUGUUUUUGCAAUGGGAUGUUCUGUCCUACCUUCCAAAUGCAAAACUUCGUAUGUGAGAGUAUUUUAUGUAAUAUAUAUACAUAUAUAUAUAUAUUUCUUCCUGGGGAGUGUAUUCUCCAAGAAACUACUGUAAUAUACUUCUUCUUGGGGAGUGCAGUCUGUAGAGCUUAUCUUUCUGUUUAGCCCCUCUCCCCUGUGAGAGGCUGUGGUGAAAUGGCAGUGGUGGUGUCAUGUGGUGUAUAUUCAGAUGUAAAGUCCUGAAAUACAUUCUUACCUUCGAGUAGCAUCUUUCACUAACAGGCACUUUGGCUUAAUCUGCUACCAAAAACCUUCAGUGGUAAGAUUUUUGGUUUUUUUGGAAUCACUACAAGUUUUAUUAAAGCUGCUUUUAACAGUU